AUGGACUCUGAUGACUCUGAUCUAGAGACAUCCAGUGACUUACAAGAUGAAUACGAUGUUGAGGACGAAUGUUUUGACUGUUCUGAGCAGUCCGAUUCAGGAGAAUAUUUGUCAGUCGAAGGAAAUGAUGAUACCUCUGAGUGGUACGAAGGGCAUCAUUCAGAAGAACAACUGGCAGACGAAGAAUGGACGAGACAGUAUGAAAAUACUGAAUGAGAAAAUGCCAAGAUUGAGGAAAUGCUUCACAAACGAUUGACUGCCAUUAGUGUAGUAAGCGAAUGGUGCAAGUGUGGCAAUUGCUCUACUGAGAUACUAGUAAAUAUAAGCGAAUGCUAUUGCUGCAAAGAACUCGAUGGAUGCGACGAAGCUCUCCAUUUUCAAGAAGUACUUCAAGACCUUGAUGAGAAUGCUGAGCUGAACUGCAUAACCGAACAUCCUGGCUUCUCAGCAGUAUGUCUCCAAAAAUGGAGUCUUAAGCUAGCAGCUGAUAAGUACAAAACCAGAGAUCGGAAAAGAUAUCAACAAUCAGGAUCAGAGGAAAGCUUCCUUCGUAGCAUUGCAUAUAGGGAGUUCACAAGACUAGUGCAUGGGUAUUUGGGAUACAAGAGACGAAUUCCACUACCAGCCUGUGCUUACACACGCAUCAGAAAAUGCUUCAGAAUUUCUGAAGAUGAACUACACAGUGGGUUUGAAAUGGAUCUUGAGCCUUUAGUUUGACUGCACAAUGACGAUAUAAAAUUAAAAAGUAUUUAAUACAAAUUUGUAGAUGAAACAAUUUAGUGUUUUAAUAGUUGAUGUUUUUUUUAACUUCUUUGGUUUUUUGGACAGUCAAUGACAUUCUUGUGUCCUUUCAUAGGAUUUUUGCAUAGGCUGCAAUGUGGGGUUCUCUUGGCAUGUGCUCUAUUUGUUGGUUGGUUUUGUUCAGGGACAUCUAAAGAAAAAAUAUUAAAAAUGUAUAAGUAAUAUAAGAUUAAUAAAUUUAGCUAAGAUGUAAAAAGUACCUGCACAAGUAGGGAGAACAUCCUCAACCACAAUGCUUUUCCUUUGCAAGUGCUUUUGAAUAGCCUCCUCUCUUGGCUGCUUCUCCAGCAUUGAAUUUAUUGGUGCUGGAGUCAUCCGUCUUAAUUCAUCUUGGUUAGCAGUCAAGUCUUCUUUUGAUGAAUUCAUGAACGUCUGGAAAAUUUCUUCCACGUAACCUAUAAUAAAAAUUGAGGCUAAAAUUA
Messenger RNA from Actinia tenebrosa (Australian red waratah sea anemone), 1223 nucleotides. RefSeq lists its product as uncharacterized. NCBI's taxonomy places the organism in Eukaryota, Metazoa, Cnidaria, Anthozoa, Actiniaria, Actiniidae. The record is from RefSeq and is a predicted model, not a curated record.